Penicillium atrosanguineum is the source of this 2091-nucleotide messenger RNA. Its product is annotated as transcription factor IIF subunit TFG1. The transcript has 4 exons. Lineage: Eukaryota; Fungi; Ascomycota; Eurotiomycetes; Eurotiales; Aspergillaceae. Gene Ontology annotation, cellular component: transcription factor TFIIF complex; nucleus. Gene Ontology annotation, molecular function: TFIIF-class transcription factor complex binding; DNA binding; RNA polymerase II general transcription initiation factor activity. The record is from RefSeq and is a predicted model, not a curated record. Gene Ontology annotation, biological process: positive regulation of transcription elongation by RNA polymerase II; transcription initiation at RNA polymerase II promoter. The coding region runs from base 1 to 2091 and encodes 696 amino acids.
AUGUCGACUCCAACGAACCCUUCGAAUGGCACGCCGACGGGGUCGAAUGGAGCUCCCCCCAUGCGAAUGCGCCGACCCAAAGCAGCAGAUCCGCUCGUACGCCCCAAGAGAAGACCGGUGAGGCCUACUGGAGUUCCUCCUACCGGUAGUGUUGCGACCAAGACCUUGCCUACGCGACCCCCCAUCUCGAACGUCCAGCAGCCCUCUCUGAUGGGAGGUAUUCUACCCACGCCUGUCAAAGCAGAACACGCCGUAAACGGGUUCAGUGGCCCCCUAUUGUCUCAAAAGUAUGUCGACUAUCCGUUGGUGACGACAAAACGAGCUCUGCGAGAGGGAAUUAAACACCACAUCGCCCGGUUUGCCUCCAAACGAAGCGUCGACCCACGCGACGAAUCACAAUUCACACGACCUGUGAGGCUACAUCGUCGGGAUCCAAGAACACGGUCACAGGAUCCGAACGCCGAGAAGAUUCUGGGACCCGAUGGCCAACAACUCGACGAGGCGGAACGGGAGGCAUUGGAUGCUAGGAGAGCUGCUCGAGAGAAGGAGCGUGCAGAAAAUAUGGCCCAGAUUGCGCCCUCUGUAGGAUCACUUGGCAAAAGACCGAACGCCCCCAAGGCGAAAACGCAGCAGGUCUUCAAAUCGGAUCUGACCCCCGAGGAGAUCGCGAAGGCUCGGAUUAAGUACGAAGAGGCGCUUCCGUGGCACCUUGAAGAUUUCGAUAACCGGAAUAUCUGGGUGGGAAACUACGAGGCAGCGCUGUCGGAGACCCAUGCGGUUUUUGUUCUUGACAACGGAAAGAUGCGAAUGAUUCCUGCCGAGAAGUGGUACAAAUUCAGUGCCAAAAGUCAGUUCAAGGCCUUGACUAUCGAGGAGGCGGAGAAAUUGAUGUCAAAGCGAAUCAAGGACCCGCGCUGGUUCAUGGAGAAGCAACAAGAGGUCGAACAGCAGAAGGAAUUGGAGCAGUUUGCCAAGCAGAGAAAGGUCUUUGCUGGAAAGCAAGGCGUCCUUGCCGGACGAGAGGGACUUGAGGCUAGUGAGAUGGACUUCGAAGAGGAUAGGUUUGCAGAUGACGAAGAGCACGACGAUCUUUUCAACGAGCAAGACGAAGAUACCAAAGCUGCUGAAAAGAGAAUCAAGGAGGACCGGCUGAAGGCGAAUGUAUUCGAUCUAAAGGAGGAGAAAGACUACGAAGAAGAAGAGAUUCGCGAAAAGAAGGAGCGUGAAGCUCGCAAAGUCCAGGGCAAGAAAGUCAGAAAAGCUCUUAAGAAGAGAGAACGGAACUUUGACUACAGCAGCGGCUCCGAUGUAAACCCUUACACUGACGAAGAGAGCUCCGAUGAUAGCGAGACCGAGCGACAGAAAGAAGAAGAACGCAAGGCCGAGGAGGAGAAGAACCAAAAGGAGUCGGCGUCAUCCUCCAAGGACUCCAACACACCCUCGGGCAGACCGAAGCACUCUGAUCCGCUGAAGAAGUCAUCCGCCUCUCUGAAGAGGCUGGGAUCACCCAAUGCCUCGGAUGCCAGUGGGACAGACACUUCUCGAAAGAAGGUGAAGAACAAACAUCAGUCCUCGCAGCCAACUCCUCAUCCAACUUCUCGUCCAAUCUCUCCGUCUGCAUCACAGGCUGGCAAGAAACGCGUCCGAAACCCUCACCUGGGUGGAUCCGGAUCUGGCAGUGAUGUUGAUAUCGGCGCGGGCUCUGGACCCGAGAUGAGUGAGAGCGGCAAGGCUAAGAAGCUGAAGCUCAACCCACCUUCGGGGGUCUCUCGUGGAGGUACGCCGCAGGGUUCCCGAGCUGGAAGCCCUAUUGCCGGACGGGCCUUCUCCGGCAGUCGAGCCAGCAGCCCCGAGGGGACUUCUCGAGGUCGUGGAACGCCUGGACCAACUGGAUCAUUCCCCACACCCGCAGAAGUUCAUGCAGCGAUUCCGCCGUCGGGUAUUCUGACCGGUGAUCUUUCGCGAGCAUUCCGAUCUCGUCUUGGACCUUCCAAAGAGAACCACCAACGGUUCAUCGAGAUUGUCAAGAAAGUCAGUGUGUACGGCAAGGAAGACCGUAUGCUGCGUCCCGGGCCUUGGAAGGAAAUUUGA